GUGCUUGUUUCAGUACUACUAUGUGGUGAGGGAGAACCGGAGACUGGCCAAGAAGAUAUACAAGGACAUACACAAGGAUGUAGGUGUACGUUUACGUCGUCCGGGAGAAUCGCAAGGAAGCCAAGCGGAUAAACGCGCUCCUUCACGGCAACGUCGGUUCGUUGAUACAUACACAACUGACACCUGACCUAUGGCCUCAUUCCUUCUGCAUGACUUGCUGCGACAACGUUAGCUCUAUUUUUGUAGCGGACAAGAUAAAUGUAGUUGUCUGGUUUACGUUGCACCAUUGUUGCUCUGUGUCUUCAGUUUCACAAUCAGAAGUAUCAUGUUCAAGUGUGAUAUUACUACAUUGCACAGCUGUGCUCCUGAUUUAUAUGAAGUAUAUGUAUGCGACAUUUAUUCUACACACAGCGGUCUGCCCUUUUCCUUGUCCCCUUCUGAUGGUUUACCCAGAGGUCUUCUCUGUGGUAUUCUAGUCAACAAAUAGUCCCUGUCAUGCAGGAGAUCAGUCUGUUUGCUUGUGUGGUGAUAGUGCUUUACACUUCUGUCCGAAUAUUUCUACGUUGUCUCCUGCACCACUGCACAGUUAUGUUUGCUGCAGACCACUGCCUCAGCCAGAAAAGGAACACAAUCUUGGAUAUAGGGACAUGGGCAGACCGGUACCCCCUGCACGACGCAGCGUGCUGCGGACAGGUCCUCCUUCUACAGAAGCUUGUGCAGGAGGGAGCCAACGUGAACGCUCGCACGCUUAACUCAUUCACCCCGCUUCACGACGCGUGCCUGGGCGGACACCCAGGGUGUGUAAAGAUUCUGAUUGGAGCAGGAGCACAGUUGAACCCACGGACCAUAGACGGGGACACGCCCUUGACCUUUGCCUGCUCCAGAGGAAGUGUUUCCUGUGUCAAACUGCUGUUGCACCAUGGGAUAUCACCCGACCCCGGACUCUUUACCAAGUCACCGCUCCAUGAAGCCUGUUUUAAUGGUCGACACGAGGUUGUAGAGGUGCUGAUUGAGGCAGGAGCAGAUGUGGAGACUGUAGACUCCCAGUACGGCAGUCCUCUCCAUGUGGUCUGCAGCAGGAGUUAUCCAGAGUGUGCAGAACUGCUGCUCAGGGCUGGUGCUAAUGUUAAUGCAACCAAGAACUACGAGACUGCGCUGCACGUGGCGGCGAAGACGGGGAGCGCGGAGGUGGUGCAGGUCCUACUGGAGUACGGAGCAAACAUCAACGCUAAGGACAUCAGUCAACAGAGACCUGUCGACCUGACUGACCCUGGGUCAGAGGUCAGGAAGAUCCUCACAUACAGAGAUGCUCACCCCAGGCACCUGAUGCAGCUGUGCCGACUGAGGAUACGCCACCUGCUGGGCAGGGAGAGAGUCAAAUAUGUACAGCUGCUGAGGCUGCCUCCCCUCCUGCAGGACUAUGUACUGUACAAGUUUUUAGAAUGAUCUUCAGAUCUGAAUAAGGCUUAAGGCAGUUCACAGUUUUGAAAUUACCUCCUCAAAGACUUUGUCCCGUACAAGUUCUUUACUAAAAUUGUCUCUUGUUUAAAAAUGUCUUAAAAUGUCUGAAAUGACUUCCUCCAAAGCUAGGUCUUACAGAAAUUUAAAAAAACAAACUUUAUAUGUUUUACAUACAAUCUUAAAAUUUCAAAAAUAUGAUGAUCAUUGACCAGAACAAAUAACUGUAUGCAGUUGAUAUUGUAUGUAUUUUCUAUAAGUAUCACUUUUCUGUAAAUUAUGUUAAGGUGGAAAAUGGGUAAUGGCAGGUUGAACACAUGUAGUUAAUGCAGUGAAUGAUUCAUAACAGUUUGAUGUGUAUACAAUGUAGAUAACUGCAUAAUGUAUUCUGUUUAAAAAAUGCAAGUGAGGUAAAAAGAUAUGAAUUGAGCAUAUGUGGCAACCAACCGAAUGUUUUAUAUUGUAAUACAGUUACAGGAAUGUAGUAUGUGCAAUUGUAUGUGAUGUGUAAAAAUGUGAGAAUGGGAAGUGAGGGGUGGAACAAAAGAAAUGUAGAUAACAAGCAACAAUGCAAGAUUUUCUUUUAGAAGACUCCUUUUAAGAGUUGUGAUAGUAUGAACAAGUCCAAGCAUUUACAUUUAAAUCCUGUACAGUUAAAGAAUAUAAGAUUUUAAGAUAAUCGGAGUUUAAAAAAUGAGUGCAAUAAACUUCAAACAGUAUUCUUUUCUACUGCUGCAAUUAUUUUGUUGCGAUUAUAAAAUGCUCUGUGCAUAAAUUGCUUAUCUUCCAGGCACCCAAAGUGUUUUCAGGGCGGUAGAACAGUUACUGGAUUGUUAGUGUCAAUAUCCAUAUAAUAUUUGAUUUUCGCCUGUUCUA
Molecule: messenger RNA, 2334 nt
Organism: Branchiostoma belcheri (Belcher's lancelet)
Lineage: Eukaryota; Metazoa; Chordata; Leptocardii; Amphioxiformes; Branchiostomatidae
Product: ankyrin repeat and SOCS box protein 13-like
Exons: 7
Coding region: 496-1446 (316 amino acids)
Biological process (GO): protein ubiquitination; positive regulation of protein catabolic process; intracellular signal transduction
Molecular function (GO): protein binding
Source: RefSeq, a predicted model, not a curated record